Echinops telfairi (small Madagascar hedgehog) is the source of this 4453-nucleotide messenger RNA. It is a transcript of the gene UCK2, whose product is annotated as uridine-cytidine kinase 2. The record is from RefSeq and is a predicted model, not a curated record. The transcript is spliced from 7 exons. Bases 1 to 708 code for a protein of 235 amino acids. Gene Ontology annotation, molecular function: ATP binding; kinase activity. Lineage: Eukaryota; Metazoa; Chordata; Mammalia; Afrosoricida; Tenrecidae. Gene Ontology annotation, cellular component: cytosol; cytoplasm.
AUGGGGAAAGAGAUUAUUAAGUCUUCUGUGUGCGCCAAGAUCGUGCAGCUCCUGGGACAGAAUGAGGUCGACUGCCACCAGAAGCAGGUGGUCAUCCUGAGCCAGGACAGCUUCUACCGGGUCCUCACUCUAGAGCAGAAGGCCAAAGCCCUGAAGGGCCAGUUCAACUUUGAUCACCCAGAUGCCUUUGAUAAUGAACUCAUCUUCAAAACGCUCAAAGAAAUCACCGAAGGGAAAACGGUCCAGAUUCCCGUGUACGACUUUGUCACGCAUUCCCGGAAGGAGGAGACAGUGACCGUCUACCCCGCGGACGUCGUGCUCUUCGAGGGCAUCCUGGCUUUCUACUCCCAGGAGGUGCGGGACCUGUUCCAGAUGAAGCUCUUUGUGGACACGGACGCGGACACCCGGCUCUCCCGCAGAGUCCUGAGGGACAUCAGUGAACGAGGGAGAGACCUGGAGCAGAUUUUAUCUCAGUACAUCACGUUUGUCAAGCCUGCCUUUGAGGAAUUCUGCCUGCCAACAAAGCAAUACGCGGAUGUGAUUAUUCCUAGAGGUGCGGACAAUCUCGUGGCCAUCAACCUCAUCGUGCAGCACAUCCAGGACAUCCUGAACGGUGGGCUUUGCAAACGGCAGACCAACGGCUGUCUGAACGGCUACACGCCCUCCCGCAAGAGGCAGGCUUCAGAGUCCAGCAGCCGGCCACACUGACCCCGCCCCUUGCGGCUGGCCUUGGGGGGGCCCCCUGGACUGUACAUACCGUUGCCUAUGGCGUUGCUGUAUUUAAGAAAACAUCAUGGAGAUGAAAUGCCUCGGUUGUUUUUUGUUUGUUUGUUUUCUCCCCCCUUUUGUACUUUGGAACGGCAAAAUGAAACAGAACUUGAUCCCCGAGCUUACAGGACAAGCUGUGCCAACUACUGGGAAUGCCUGAUUAAGAAUCCAACGUGUAACCAGUUAUAAAUACAUACAUAUAUAUAUUAUAUAUAUAAAAGGAUCUAUUUUUGUGUACGUGUACAAAUAAUGUAAAGCUGUUUGCUCUAAGUAUUUUGCUGGAGGGCCGGGGCUAGAGGGUCACUGAGGUGGAACUGCCAGGCGGGAUUGGUGUCCAGGAGCCCUGGCACAGGACAGCUCCCACGGGCUUGACAGCCCCGAAUGGCCUCACUGUCAGAUGCUAGACCUUAAGGAGUGUCAAUGAGAAAGAACCUGUCCUUUUUUGAAUUGAAAUUAGAUAAGACCUCAACUCAAAAACCAAACUCAGGGAAGAGGCCGCCCUAGGAAAGCAGGCCUGGUGCAUUUUCUCCCUGCCCAGUUGCCCUCUGUCUGCUUCCUGGCUGGCUCUGGGACCCCUGCCUUCCUUUUCCAUUCCUCAGUCUCUCUAAGAAGCCGGAGCUGCCACCGUGUCCUGCCCUGCAGGGACUUAACAUCAGGUCCAGGUAGAAGCAGGGAGGGACGCUCGACUGCUGACAGGAAGGUCGGUGGUUCAAGCCACCAGCCACACACUAGUCUGCUGUACAGAUGGACAGCCUCUACCCUGUCCUACAGGGGCAGUGCAAUGGCAUUGGGUUUGGUUAGGUUGUUUGCUUGUUGUUUUUGGUCAUGCCUAAAGUAACUCUGGUUUCCUGUGCCUGGCAAGAAAAUAUCAGAUCCUCUUCCCUGGGGUCCCCAUCUUGCUGAAUGCUUGUGGCCCCAUGGAGCCUGGACUUUGGCUAUGGACUCUGGCCAGCCUUCCCCAGCAAGGUCUGCCUGCUUAGAGGGAGACCUGGGGAUUUGCAGUGAGAGAGGCCCUCGGGCCCCUUUGAUGGGGCUGGCCCCCCACAGCAGCACCAGCAGGAUGGUGCACCUACACUGCUGAGCGAUGAGAGCGGGGAGGGGCCAGCGGAGAUAAAGAUGGCGUUUCAGAUGGAAGAUGUUUGGGGCAGGGAAAUCCCAACUUCCCAGGCCUUUAUCCGGGUGGUAACCUCUGCCAGCAAUGCCGAUUUCUGAUGGACUCUUGGGCUGGUGUGUGACCGACACUGAGCCCAGCCCGUGUCAGGAGGGCCUUGUCUGCAGAGGACCUUCCUGGUGCCCGGGAGGAAGUGUCCUCAGUUAUUCCAUUGUGGCUGUCACUCCCUAGGGCAUCUUGGGGACCGACCCCCCACCCCUCGCUGGGUUGUCCCUGGAAUCUGUUUGAGCCGCACAAGCAAGUCUGUUGCCAUUACCACCCCAUCAUCUAGUUUUCCCAGCUUCAGCAGCAGCAUCUCAUUGGGGCCCCUUUUCUGGUCUCACUCGGGCCCUACAUCUGUCUCGCUGGUUUUUGCAAGCAGUCACACCCAACCCCGGGCAGGAGCGCUGGGGAGACUGCUCUAGGCUCUGGAGGGCCCACCUGCUGGCAGCGGCGGCCAGUUUGGAGUAAAUGGAGGCUCCCAAGGUGCUCGCUCACGGGGUUGCACACGCUAUGGACUGCUGUCCGUAGUCUUGCCUCGUAGAGUUUUGAGUCAAAGGUAGAUGGCGGGCCCAGGUCAGGAUCCUGAGGACAGGGGUACCCUGUUUGUACCCGGGUGAAACCUGCCUCUGUCUGUGAGAGCCUUGACCUUUCUGUGGGUGGCAGGCUCAACUGUACUUGAAGCUCCCAGGUGCCAAACCACUUAGUGCCUUGGCUCUCUAUCCCACUGCCUUGUAAGACGGAUUCUUCUCAUCUCCGAGCCUUUACUCACAUAGUUGCUUCCUCAUCCACCUGUGGUGUUGGGACCAAGCCUUCGUUCGUCUCUUGAGUAGGCCACUCCCGGGGUGGACACUGCUUUGAGGCUGCCCUGGCCCAUGUAGAACAGUCCCCCACACCGUGAUGGUUCGGCUUAGGACUCUGGGCAGUAUUUGUGCCGCGUGACGGGCAGGACUGUGGAUGGAGGGUUUCCCCAGCUCUGUGACACGCUGUGUGGGAGGAGCGGGGACCGGGAGGCUCUGCCCCAGCAUUUAGUCAGGGAUUCUGAGCUUUCUGCGCGAGAAAUCGUAGGCUUCUUGAGUAUCUUAACCAUCGGAUUUCUGAUUUCACUGGAGGGUCGGGGAACAUGGUGGUUAGAGAGACCCUUUUGGCCAUCAGCUCAUCUUCAUUGUUCAAGGAGGCCUAGAGGCGCAGGCUGCGGCCAGCGUGGCAGACCUGUGCACGGAGUGCCUUGGCUGCAGCCCACCCAGCGGUGCUUCUCCCUCCCUGCCCGCACACUGUCCACAGACCAGCUGCCAAGGAAAGCAGCGUCUGGCCGAGCCUACAGUCCUUCACUGGGUGAAGCCUCUCACCCGGGCAGCGUGAGACCCGUGUGAGCAGAGGUGGGAGCCUGUGUAAGACGGUCAGGCCUUGGAAGGGGCGCUGAUUACAGAGUGGGAGAGGGUGGCAGGAGGCAGCGAGUCAGCGGUGAUCUCCACUUCACUUUUGCCCAGAACUAACCUAAUUACCUCUGCUCGUUUCCUCUUUGGCGUGGCCGGGUGAACGUUGGCAUCCUGCCUCGCUUGGGCCUGGGGCCGAAUAUUUGUCACCUGAUCCAGGAUGGGUUCCCAGUCUCUCACUAGGUCAGGCUGGAGGCUUGCAUGCUGCUCUGGGUGGUCAGGAAGCAGGAGAGGCCCAAGCCCGAUCGGUCUGUUACUUUCCUGGAUCUGUGGGCAGCUUCGUGGGCAGCAAUCUUGGCCUGUGUUAACGGGCCAGGGCGAGGGGAGGGAGACAUCUUUCCCUGUGCUCCAGUAAUGCCCAGGGCAAGGAACAGGGCUGGGCUUGGUGUGGAGACCAGUGUAAGUUUGGCUCCCGGGGUGUUAAAGCACUUGGCUGCUCACUGCAAGGCUGGCAGUUUGAAUCCACCCAGAGAGACCUUGGAGGAAUGGUGUGGCUAGUGAUGUUGACUUCAGGAAGAUCGGCCCCGGGAACCCCUGGAGCCCAUUCCUUUAUACCUGGAGUCACCAGGAGUCAGAAGUGAGUUGAGAGCACCUGGUUCCUUGGUUUUCUCCUUGGAGUGGAGGUCCGGGUCAUGGAAGGGCUUCUGGGAAGAAAUUGUGCGUUCUCUGCCAGCCUUGUCUUGGACACGUUUCUCAGGGUGGGGUGGGGAAAUAAUCCUCGUGUCUGGUCGAAAGGGAGGCCGCGCUUUGGGGCGGGCUGGCGGGGCUAGAUCAAGAGCUCAAAGGCUCUCCGUUUGUCUGUGCGCCAUCCGCAGCGCUCCCUGGUGCUGGUGCCAAGGCCGGCUCCUCUGUCACUGAGAGGUGGUUGGUGCCUUGCCAAUCCUGUCUCGGGAGCAGGGCGAGCUGCUAAAUACUUUCUAUUAAGAUUCCCUCAAGAGGCUUGCGUUACAAACAACACUCCCACCCCCCACUUUUUGUGUGUGCGGUUUGCUUUGUUUUUUUUCCUUUACUGCUCUUGCCUUUAUUGUUAGUAGUUAACGAAAAUGGCCGCCAAUUAUCUGUACUUUCCUGUAAAUAAAGACUGAAGGAGAAGAUCCGA